Molecule: messenger RNA, 2861 nt
Organism: Penaeus monodon (black tiger shrimp)
Lineage: Eukaryota; Metazoa; Arthropoda; Malacostraca; Decapoda; Penaeidae
Product: alpha-taxilin-like
Molecular function (GO): syntaxin binding
Source: RefSeq, a predicted model, not a curated record
ACGAAGCUAUUCUUUUUUUGGCUCUUACCACGUGCCGGCAGGAGAAAGGAAGACGUAGGAGAAGGGAAUAGAGAGAGACACGAGAAAAACGCUGGUCACAUAGAAGGGGAGAUAAAAAAGGAGAGAAAAAUACGAAUUAGCAAAGUAUCAAAAUUUUCUUAAAAGCAUUCACGGGAGGGAGAGAUUGCGUGCUCAUUUCUAGGUAAUUUGAGAGUGAUCUUUUGCUGUAAUUGUUAUCUCUUUCCUUCAGGGGUGUGGUUAGCAGGAGACGAGCAGAAUGUCUGAAGUAAAGGAAAACACCUCAGUUCCUCCCAGUGCUGACGAGGCCAAGAGUGAAAAUUUGCAACCAGAAGAAAACAAGCCUGAAGACCAAAUAUCUCCAGCAGCAGCUGAACAGAGUCCAGAAGUCAAAGAGGAUACAGCAGAAGAAGCUUCACCACCAGUGGAGGAAGCAGAGGAGAACUCGACCAGCAAGCAGAACGGAGUGGGAGAAGCAGCUGACGUCACAGACCCUGCAUCGACUGGCAGCUCAGAGUCAGACGAUGACAUCCCCUUCCAGAACAUAACAUUAGAGGAUAAGCUGGAGAAGCUGCUCAACAACAUACAGCUCGGACUUAACGACGACGAAGACGCUUUGAUGCCUGAGUUGGAGACCUCGGCUUUGGAAGGGGAAAGUUCUGGUUCGGCAGCCGCCUCGUCUCUGCCAGAAAUUGAGAGUUUCCGGCAUAAAGUCGAAGCAGCAAAGAUGGCAGAGACUAAGCAGAACAAGCAGACCGCAUCCAGCAUAGAGGCGUUAUCCAUUGCUCUCAAGAGCAUGCCCAUAGAACAGCAGGUCGCCACACUCUUCUCAAAGUAUGCUGAAUUGGUGGAUGACAACAAAAAGUUGCAAGAUGCUGUGAAAACCGUCCAGCGGCAGGCCCAGCUUGUGGCAAAGGAGAAAGACAUGAUGGAAACCGAACACUCCAAGAUCAUUCUCACCAAAGCCAGGUUGGAGUCUCUCUGCAGGGAACUACAGAGGCAGAAUAAAACUAUCAAGGAUGAAAACAUGCUUAGAUUACGGGAGGAAGAAGAGCGGCGCAAGGAAGUCUCGGCGAAGUUCAACACCACGCUCUCGGAGAUUUCCAAUCUCAUGAAAGAAAAUUCUGACAAAAAUACGCAGCUCAGAGAUGAGAACCAAAAUAUGGCAGCUAGGCUUCAAGACCUUAUCAAGCAGUAUGAAAAUAGGGAGUCUCAUGUUGAAAAGAUGUUAAAACAGAAAGAUCUUCAGUGUCAGUUGGCGGAAGCAAAGAUGGCCAAACAACAGAUUGAGGUCACAGAGGACAAGGAGAAAAUGCUCCUGGAAAAGAAGUCACUCCUGGAGGAAAUUUCAGCAUAUCAACAGAAGACCCAACAAAUGUCUAUGACUGAAAUCACUCUCAGGACACAACUGAACUCGUAUAUGGAAAAAUAUGAAGAAUUCACUUCUGCUUUAGACAAGUCCAAUAAAGUAUUCAGUACAUUUAAGGAAGAAAUAGACAUGAUGACAAAGAAAAUUAAGAAACUAGAAAAGGAGACAAAGAGCUGGAAGGAACGCUGGGAAGGUGCCAACAAGGCCCUCUUGGAUAUGGUUGCAGAAAGGGCUGAAUUUGAGAAGAAACUAGAAACUCAGACUAGACAGAACAACAAGCUACAAGGUCUUUGCCGGGCACUGCAGAAGGAAGUUACCGAGCUCAGAAGCAAAGAGAAAGGAACAUCAUCAGCCAAGGAGGAUAACAUGAGACUGGAAGAAAAGUUUGAGGAACUCAAAGUGGAAGCGACAGCUGAAACCAAUGUUGAAGAAGCUGGCAAAUCCACUGAUGAAAAUUCUUCAUCUGAUAAGCCAGUUGAUGAAGCAGCUAAUAAGCCAGUUGAGGAACCAGCUGAUAAACCAGUUGAGGAACUAGCAGAUAAGCCUGUUGUGGAACCAGCUGAUAAACCCACAACAGAAUCAGCUGAGAAGCCAGAAGCUGAUAAUGACCCUCUAGUAUCCAACUUUGAGGAUGUCGAUUAAGAGUGCCUGUUUCAGAUUACCCUCCAAUCCCACCCAUUACAAGCUAUAUAGGAAAACUUUAUGAAAUUUUAUGCAGUUAAGUUUUAUUUUGUAGCUAAUACAUCAUACUUCUCUUGAAAGCCUUAAACAAUUUUGCAAUGUAGAAAUAAUUUUUACAUGUUUUGUAAUGAUUCUUGAAGAUAAACUAUUUAGAACUGUUUUCUAUUCCAGACAUUAUUUUUUAGGAAAUUUUCUUAGUAAAUAAACAUGUAUAGUCUUACUUUUCACUUCCUUACAUCACAGAAGAGUGUGAACAUUUUCUGUGGUAUUUCAUUUAUAACUAGUCACUUUGAAUCUUAGUUACUAUUAAGAUUCAACUUUUUUUUUUCUCUUCAUAAAGAAAUGUGCUGUUUGCUCUUCUUUCUCUGUAAGUUUGAGAAUGGAUUUAGGUUGUAUGAGUAAAUGCAGUGAAACCUUCAACUGACAGCAAAGUUGUCAAAUAGCACUCCAUGGGAACAUGAAGAAUUUUCUUAUCUUGUUGCACAUCUGAUGCAAAUGCACAUCAGACCUUAUGUUAUGCUUAUAUUAAAGGGUUAAGUUUGCAGGUUAUGUAACAUUUUGAAUUAAAGUUGGCAGUUUAUGUAAUAUUUAAAAUUGCUCAGAAUGCAGUUGUUAACUUUAUACAGUGUAAUGCCUGCAUAAGAAUUACUUUGGUAUUUUCUCUAUUCAUCAAUGCCAGAAUGAGAAGUCUAACAAGCCAAUUUUGUGCCCUUGUAAUGUACAAGUCAUUUGUAAAUUACUGCUAAAUUUAUUUAUUUCGGAUUGCUAAUUGAAAUAAAUUGUUAAAUAUUGA